Molecule: messenger RNA, 3830 nt
Organism: Sinocyclocheilus grahami
Lineage: Eukaryota; Metazoa; Chordata; Actinopteri; Cypriniformes; Cyprinidae
Exons: 21
Coding region: 1-3438 (1145 amino acids)
Source: RefSeq, a predicted model, not a curated record
AUGGUGCGACGAAGAGCACUGGGCAAUCAGCUGACACAGCUACUGGACAGCCAGCUGCAGAUCCUGCGGGUGGAGAUGAGAUCGCAGCAGGCCAUGCAGAAGACCUUCAGAGCGCGACUGAGAGAGAGCGCGAGGCUUCUGAGACUGCUGGCUGAGGGUCAGACCUCACUCUGGGAUAAACACAUUAAGCAACGUGUUCUGGAGCGGGUAGCUGUGCUGGCUGAUGAGAUGACUGAGAAGGUAUCAGUGGAGAGCCAGAGGCUGGGGGCCUGGGUUGUGCUUAAAGAGGGCACUGGAGCACAGCUAUUAUGCCCUGCUACUGGAUCAGUCCUCAGUAGGGAAGACAUCAUCGCUCCUGAUGGAUCUGUUAGAGCUUGUGAUGCCGUUCAUGUAAACCCCCUCACAGGCCUCAUUCAACCCAACUCUAAUGCCCAUAUGUUACUGGCCAGUGGACACAGCAUGCCAGUUCCCCCGGACUUCUUCCUGCACCCCCAGACUGGCAAACUACUGCCUGUGGCUGGAAACGUGGGCUUUGAUCCUGCUUCCUCCAUCCUUGUCUUUACAGCCGAUGCUUGUGUGGGUGAGGUGGGAAAAUGGGAAUCACCCCUGCUGCCUUUCAUACCGUACCCUCCAUCCCGCCAUGCUGAAAUCCAUGCUUCUUCCAAACUACGGGGGCUUCGUUCAGGCCAAAGGCUGGUGCUCGGAGGACCCAUGUGUGACUGUGACACUGGUGUUUUGGUGCCUAUUCUGGCAGUGACCAUCCAUCCACAAACAGGAUUGGUUUAUCCUUUGGGAGGCGUGCACACGUGUCCCAUCUUGCAUCUGCGGCAGCCUAUUCAGAUAGGCUGUCCCAUGCUGGACCCACGUACUGGCAACCUAGUGCUCAUCACAGGCGUCAGUCUUGAUCCCCAUACAGGGGCUGUAUUUCCAGUUGGGGGGCUUCUCCUAGGCGAGUCCUUCAUCGAGCCCUUGAGUGGCCGGAUGGUGCGGGUUGGUGGAGGCAGCGUGCGAGGAGGAAAGAUGGUGCCUCAUGCUGGGGGUUUCCAGGCUCUGCUGGACAGCCAGGCUCUGGGCGCUUGCUUGCGGGUGGCAGAGCUCCUGCAAGGAUUCAGUGAGGAGUGGAGCUCAGCAGCUGCAGAUCCACAAGGUGACCUGGACAGACUCUCGGCAGCAACAUCUGAGCUGGAGCAGGCCUGGAAAAGCAGCCAACACUGUAUGUUGCAGCUGCUGAGUCGCCUGGAAGCCUUACAGGAACAGGCCAGGGGUGUGGUGGAGAAUGGCGGUAGUGUGGGGGAAAUCAAGCUUCCUGGCAUUGAGCUCUCCUUGCCAGCUCUCCCCGGGUUGGAGUAUCCUGACCCUGGAGGCUCGGGUUUGCAUGUCCCAGUUCUGGGAGCUCAGUUGGACUGGGUGUCAGGAUCUAUGGUGCCCCUGGCAGGAACCAUGGAGGAUGCAGAUGGUAAAGGGCUAGUUCCCAUACAUUUUGGAGCGCAGACGGUGGAUCCAGUGACAGGGGUGCUGGCUCCGGUUGUGGGGGCCAGUCUGGAUGUUUGGAAACGGACUGUGGUUCCUGUAACUGUGUCCCAGAUUCUGACGUUAGGAGAAAACCCAGACAGUGUCACAGUGGAAGCCCUCCAGAAGGAGAGCAGUGUACAGGGCAAUUACUGGCAUGAGCAGACACUGAAGGAAGAGGAGAUGGUGGGAGAUUUUGACAGAGCCGUUAAACACCAUCUGUCCACAUCCAUACAUGAGUCUGACUGUAUAGACUGGAUGGACACAGACAGGCAGCUCAGGGAGACCGCCGCUGAGAUUCAGGAAAGUGCUCAGUGUGAGGCCCAGAGAAAAGCUCUCCAGAACUCAGAGUUAUCGCUGUUCCUACCAGCCCAUGUGUUACACACUCUCACAGGAGGAGAUGAGGAGGAGUGGGAGCAGCAGUGUUACUGGCACACCGAGCUUAAGGCCGUGCUGAACCGAGUGAGUGUGUCCAUUGAGAGACUGCAGAGGGACCGGGAUCGGCUGUCGGCACAGGAAACGCAGCAUCUGGAUGGGAAACUGAGGGAGAAGGAUCUGUGGGAGCAAUUAAUGCAGAGACAAGCAGAGCUGGAUGCUGCACUUUCGUCUCUCCACUGUGCUCGUCAGGUCUGCCAGCUGCGUGCUGACAUUGCGCAGUCUUUGGUUUCUGGCACAUUCUGGUUUAAGGAUUUUGGCGUGCUGCAGCCCAAGGGUGUUAGAAACCCUCUGAAAGUAAUAGCCAUGACUCAGCAGAAAGUCUUUCCUCGGCUUGAACGACUUAUUCAGCUGUUGGAGGAAACCAAAGCACUUGGCCAGUCGACCAGCACACAGCGGCAGCAGAGCUCUGGGAAGCAGGUGUUCGGGCGAGACAGUGCUUCCAGAGCGUGGACCGAAUCUGUGUCUGUUGUGAAAGGUGUCUCAACUCAGUCCUUUAAAGAUCAAAUGAAGGCUCAGUCUUCAAGUGAACAGAAUGCCACGGUGCCCUCUCUUCCUCUGUCAAACCCAUCUUACACUCAGAAAAGCCAGGAAAAAACACAGCUGAACCACAGCCAGGAUGUCCAAUCUCUCCAGGAACCUGGUCUGUCCGCACACAUCAGUAUCCCACAGCUAGCAGAGGAAGACUGGUCCAGACUAGUAGCACUAUCUCCUCUCUUCCAGCUGAUGAAGGAAGUGGAGCAACAGCUCAGGGAUAGUGCCAGAGAAAGAGGCCUUCUCCAGCCUUCAGGUGCAGGCCAGUCAUUCAUGGAUUUCAUGGAUGCCCAGUGGGAGUGUGAGGGAGAGCUGAUUCAAGUGAGCUCUGAAACCCUCAACCCACGACAGCUUCUGCUCUACCAGCAUGGACAGUUUCUCCUCCAGCACCUUCACUUACAUAAAAUGAUACCAGCAGUAACCCUUCAACUGGCUUCUACUCUUCCUUUCAACGACUACCAUAACAAUGCUUUCCGCAACUCUUUCUAUUAUCAGGAGGGACAGAAGACUCUGUUUGUUCGCAGUCAGAGAUUGCAAUCAGUGGGUGGCCUCUCUCUGCUGCUAAUGCACUGUGCUGCACACAUUUCCACCGGCCAGAUGAGGACCGACACCAUUCCUGCCUUUCAAAGAGCCUUCUACAAGGUUUUACAGGUGGGCCUAAGUGAGCUGUUCCAUGCCAGACUGGGACAAACUGAUAGUCCAGAUGAUGAGAGGCUGAAAGAUUUGGCAUCUGACACAGCUCUCAAUGGUCUUCUACUGGAAAGAGUCCAGAAGCCAAGUCCUGGGAUUUUUUCAGAGCAUGAAGUUUUGGGACGUCUGCGCAAAUACAGAGAGGCUUCAGUGUUCCGCCAGGUCGAGAGUCUACUAAAAGAGUCUCCUAAGAGCCUGGAGAUCAACCACCCCAACACUGACCCGUCACUCAAUGAUGGCCCAGAAAGCCAAGACACUGCUUCUCCAUGAACUGACAUUUUAACUUUGAACAGUGCUGCCUUUCUGACAGUGAUGAAUCCAACUUUCAAAGGCAUGUUAUAUGCUGUGAGGCAGCUGGUGGCCUUAUCGUCUUGGAUGGUAAACCUCUAUUUAAUCCAGUUUUAAUGUAGUUUUCGAGAAUAAAGGCAUGUUACAGAAUUUGACCAUGUUGGUAUCUACCUAAUCUGACUAGCUUCUACCAAAUGACACAAAUUUGCACCAAAAUACCAUACAGUUUGAUUGGACGCACAACCUCAGGGUGCAAUUUCUUAAGAAAAAACUAAACAAUACAGGAGGUAGUGAAAAUAUAAUGAAUGAAAUGAAUAUAAUUGAAUGAAAAUAUAAUCUUAAAAUUUUAAGAAAUACAUUUAGACAAUGUACAA